Pezoporus occidentalis (night parrot) is the source of this 2658-nucleotide messenger RNA. It is a transcript of the gene FAM20A, whose product is annotated as FAM20A golgi associated secretory pathway pseudokinase. Gene Ontology annotation, biological process: enamel mineralization. Lineage: Eukaryota; Metazoa; Chordata; Aves; Psittaciformes; Psittacidae. Gene Ontology annotation, molecular function: protein serine/threonine kinase activator activity. The record is from RefSeq and is a predicted model, not a curated record. Gene Ontology annotation, cellular component: Golgi apparatus.
AUGUCCCUCCCUUGGCACGGUGCUCCUCAACCUGCCGCUCGCUGUGCUCUCCACGCUGAGCUGGAUGGGUCCCAGCCCCAGCACAUCCCCGCGGCCGAGCCUCUCCCAGCAAACUGCAGGGAGGAGUUUCCUCAACUCGUUUGUUUAGGAAUUAAGAAAAUAAAAGCCAAGGCUGAUCCGUGCGCCAGGAAGCAGCGCGGAACGGCCGCAAGCCCUGCCCAGGCACCCGGAGGUGCUCACUCACCCCAUCCCCAUACACUGACCCUAACACAGCCCCCAGACCCCCGCAGCACCGGCCUCAAAGCCCGGGCUACAGGCUUUAUCGGGGGGGGAGGAAGGGGGGGCACUCUCCAUCUUCGGGAGAAACCCCGAAGGACCGAGGGCAGGCGGGGGGAGACCGGGGCGGCUCCGGGUGCUCCGGAUGCUGCGGAGGGGCGGGCGGCAGAGUCCGGGGCUGCUCGGUCGGUCCCCGCGCAACCUCUCCCGGAGCCAGACCCGGACCCGGGCCCGGAUCCCGCCCGCUCCCUCCACGCCGUCCCCAGUCCCCGAUCCCCCGCCCCGGGCCCCGAGCGCCCUGCCCGGUCCCCGCCCCGAGGUGCCCGCACCCCCCGGCUCCGCCGCUCGAGCUCCCCCGUGCGCCCUGCCCCGGGAGGCGGCGGCGGCAGCUCCCGCACCCGGCGCUGUCCGUGCCCGCGGCUCCCCGCACCGGCCAUGCCGGGGCCGCGCCGGGAUCGCCCGGCGGUGCUGCUGCUGCUCGGGGCGCUGCUGGCGGCCGAUCUCUACUUCCACCUCUGGCCGCGGGCGCGGCGGGAGCUGAGUGCGGGAGCCCCGGGCUGCCCGUGCCGCCGCCGCCACCCAGAGCCCCCCGCCGCCGCCCCGCAGCCGCCGCCCCGCGCCCGCGCCGCCUCCGCGCUGCGCCGCCUCUUCGCACACCCGCUGUACCGCGCCGCCGCCCCGCCGGGCCCCGCGGAGCCGCUGCUGGGCGCCCGCGAAGCCCUGCGCUACUACCGGCGGAAGGCGGCUCGCUGGAACAGGAGACACAAGCUCUACAGGGAGGAACUCAACCUAACCUCUCCAUCAGCCCCGCUGCCGCUGCGGCCAGAGGCCAGCUGGCUCCAGUUCCACCUGGGAAUCAGCCGGGAUGGGCUCUACCCGCGCUCCAGCCCCGCCGUCACCAGGCUGCUCCGGGACAUGCAAGAGUUCACCACUAUCAGUGCUGACUACAGCCAGGAUGAGAAAGCACUGCUGGGAGCCUGCGACUGCAGCCAGAUCGUGAAGCCCAGCGGCGUGCACCUGAAGCUAGUGCUCAGGUUCCAGGAUUUUGGGAAGGCCAUGUUCAAGCCCAUGAGGCAGAAACGUGAGGAAGAGACCCCCGAGGACUUCUUCUACUUCGUUGACUUCCAGCGGCACAAUGCAGAGAUCGCUGCCUUCCACCUGGACAGGAUCCUGGAUUUCCGGAGGGUGCCACCCACGGUUGGGAGGUUGAUCAAUGUCACCAAGGAGAUCCUGGAGGUCACCAAGAACGAGAUCCUGCAGAGCGUCUUCUUCAUCUCACCAGCCAGCAACGUGUGCUUCUUUGCCAAGUGCCCGUAUAUGUGCAAGACGGAGUAUGCUGUGUGUGGGAACCCUCACCUCCUGGAAGGGUCCCUCUCUGCCUUCCUGCCAUCCCUCAACCUGGCACCACGGCUCUCCAUCCCAAACCCAUGGAUCCGGUCCUACUCGUUUGAUGGAAAAGAGGAGUGGGAAGUGAAUCCGCUCUACUGCAACACAGUGAGGGAGAUCUACCCCUACAGCAACGGCAACCGGCUGCUUAACAUCGUCGACAUGGCCAUAUUUGACUUCCUAAUAGGGAACAUGGACCGCCACCACUACGAGAUGUUCACCAAGUUUGGGGACGAUGGCUUCCUCCUGCAUCUGGACAACGCCAGAGGGUUCGGGCGGCAUUCCCAUGAUGAAACCUCCAUCCUGGCGCCGCUCUCCCAGUGUUGCAUAAUCAAGAGGACGACGUUACUGCGGCUGCAGCUCCUGGCCGAGCCCGAGUACCGGCUCAGCGACGUGAUGCGGGAAUCCCUGCUGCAGGAUCGCCUGGCUCCCGUCCUCACCGAGCCCCAUCUCUUGGCUUUGGACCGACGGUUACAGCUCAUCCUGAGAGCUGUGAGGAAAUGCAUAGACACCUAUGGGGAAGCCAAGGUGGUGGCCAAUGAUACCACGCAGCCCGAGGCUCCUGCAUCUGACAGAGUGAAGCUGACCACUUAAACAGCCUGGAACUCGUGCUCAGAGGCAAGGAAAACCCCUGCAAGGCAAGUGGGAAGCUUUAAGAGCUGGUGGUUUCAAUCUACAAACCCUUGUGGAGACUGAGAGGGGAGAAACCCUUCAGAAGAUGAUCAGGAAUCACACUGGGCUCCUGCGCUGGGUGCUUGACCAAAGCUGCUGUGCUUGGCCUGUGUGUUGGUAAGUUGUGGUCUGACUGCAGCAGAUCUUCAUGCCCUGUGCACCAGCUCUAUGGUGGGAAAGCAGGGAUGAUCUGUUCUGGAGCUGCUUGUGCCCUUGGGAGGGUGGGGAACACACGGCCGUUGGUUUGCCCAAUCUGCUUGGUUGCUGGUGAAGGACACAAAUGAGAACCAAGGAUGAGGCUUGAAUAAAGAUGCCAAGAACAUU